Messenger RNA from Vitis riparia (riverbank grape), 3084 nucleotides. RefSeq lists its product as uncharacterized. Gene Ontology annotation, biological process: DNA integration. NCBI's taxonomy places the organism in Eukaryota, Viridiplantae, Streptophyta, Magnoliopsida, Vitales, Vitaceae. The coding region runs from base 1 to 3084 and encodes 1027 amino acids. The record is from RefSeq and is a predicted model, not a curated record. Gene Ontology annotation, molecular function: RNA-DNA hybrid ribonuclease activity; nucleic acid binding. The transcript has a single exon.
AUGAAGGGAAUUCACCCCUCGAUAGUCUCACAUAAGCUUAACGUUUUACCAGCGGCAAAACCCAUCCGGCAAAGGGUUAGACGUUUUCACCCGGAUAGACAAAAAAUCAUCCGCACGGAGAUUGACAAACUACUGGAAGCCGGAUUCAUCAAAGAAGUGGAAUAUCCGGACUGGUUAGCAAAUGUAGUAGUGGUACCCAAGAAGGAAGGCAAAUGGCGGGUCUGCGUCGACUAUACCAACCUCAAUAAAGCAUGUCCAAAAGACAGUUUCCCUUUGCCACGAAUAGAUCAGAUUGUGGAUUCCACCGCUGGGCAAGGGAUGCUCUCCUUCCUGGACGCUUUCUCCGGAUAUCACCAAAUCCCCAUGGCUCCAGAUGAUCAAGAAAAAACAGCCUUCAUAACGCCACACGGACUUUACUGUUACAAAGUCAUGCCAUUUGGUCUCAAAAACGCUGACGCCACUUAUCAAAGACUGAUGACAAAGAUAUUCAAACCUCUAAUUGGCCGCACAGUAGAGGUAUAUAUUGAUGACAUCGUGGUUAAAAGCAAAACUCGUGAGGAGCAUGUUCUCCACUUACAAGAAGUUUUUCACCUCUUAAGGAAGUUCGACAUAAAGUUGAAUCCUUCCAAGUGCGCCUUUGGCAUAAGUGCUGGGAAAUUCCUGGGCUUUAUGGUCAGUCAAAGGGGGAUAGAGGUGAGCCCAGAUCAAGUCAAGGCAGUCGUAGAAACGUCACCCCCCAGGAACAAGAAGGAAUUGCAGCGCCUCACAGACAAGCUCGUCGCCCUAGGGCGUUUUAUAGCCCGUUUCACCGAUGAGCUACAACCCUUCUUCCUGGCAAUCCGCAAAGCAGGACCAAGCGGAUGGACAGACAGCUGUCAAAACGCUUUUGAAAAAAUCAAGCAACGCCUCAUGCAACCACCCAUCCUAAGCAGCCCCAUCCCCAGAGAAAAAUUGUAUAUGUACCUGGCUGUCUCAGAGUGGGCAAUUAGCGCUGUCUUAUUCCGCUGCCCAUCGCCCAAGGAGCAGAAACCCAUCUACUACAUCAGCAGAGCGUUAGUAGAUGUAGAAACCAGAUAUUCAAAGAUGGAAUUAACGGCCUUAGCUCUUCGAAGUGCCGCCCAGAAACUCCGCCCCUAUUUCCAAGCACACCCAGUGGUCGUAUUAACUGACCAACCCCUUCGCAAUAUCUUACACAAGCUGGACCUAACCGGGAGAAUGCUUCAAUGGGCCAUAGAAUUGAGUGAAUUUGGAAUAGAGUUCCAGCCCAGAUUGUCCAUAAAAGGCCAAGUAAUGGCUGACUUCGUGUUGGAAUACUCUCGAAGGCCCGUCCAACAUGACGAACCAAGUGAAAAACAAUGGUGGACAUUACGGGUUGAUGGAGCCUCACGGUCAUCCGGCUCCGGAAUAGGGCUCCUCCUGCAAUCCCCAACCGGAGAACAGUUGGAGCAAGCCAUCCGGCUGGGGUUCCACGCCUCUAACAAUGAAGCGGAAUAUGAGGCCAUCCUAUCCGGAUUGGAUCUCGCCCUGGCUCUAUCCGUCUCCAGGCUUCGAGUCUAUAGUGAUUCCCAACUCGUGGUAAGACACGUUCAAAACGAAUACGAAGCCAAAGAUGAGCGCAUGACACAAUACUUAAACAAAGUAAAAGAUACUUUGCAGCGGUUCACCGAGUGGACAAUUGAAAAAAUCAGGCGGACCGAAAAUUCGCGUGCCGACGCCCUGGCAGGUAUAGCUGCCUCCCUUCCCACCAAGGAAGCAAUACUAUUGCCUAUAUAUGUACAAGCCAAACCUUCCAUCACGGAAGCCUCCACUUGCAACGCCAUUAAGGCAGACGAAACGGAUGACGAGGGUUGGAUGAAAGAUAUCAUUGAAUACCUCCGGACGGGCACCCUGCCUGAAGAAUCUAAGCAAGCGCAUAAGAUCCGGGUGCAAGCCGCCCGCUUCACCUUGGUUGAAGGGCACCUGUACAAGCGAUCCUUUACAGGCCCCUACCUCAGAUGUCUGAAACAUUCAGAAGUACUUUAUGUAUUAGCUGAAUUGCAUGAGGGAGUAUGUGGAAAUCAUGCUGGAGGGCGAUCACUGGCACAUAGAGCCCAUUCGCAAGGUUAUUACUGGCCUACGAUGAAAAAAGACGCGGCAGCAUACGUCAGAAAAUGCGACAAAUGUCAAAGGCACGCCCCCAUACCACAUAUGCCAUCGCGAGAAUUGAAAACAAUCUCAGGACCCUGGCCCUUUGCGCAGUGGGGCAUGGACAUAGUAGGACCUCUACCAGCCGCACCUGCCCAGAAGAAAUUCCUACUUGUCGCCAUAGACUACUUCAGUAAAUGGGUAGAAGCUGAAGCAUAUGCUAGCAUCAAAGAUAAAGAUGUCACCAAAUUCGUAUGGAAGAACAUCAUUUGUUGCUUCGGAAUUCCCCAAACAAUCAUAGCAGACAACAGUCCACAAUUUGAUAGCAAGAUUUUUCGAAAUUUCUGUUCGGAACUCAACAUCCGGAAUUCAUAUUCUACACCACGCUAUCCUCAAAGUAAUGGGCAAGCAGAGGCCACAAACAAGACUCUAGUCACUGCCUUGAAGAAAAGACUCGAGCAAGCCAAAGGAAAAUGGGUGGAGGAGCUACCCGGCGUCCUAUGGGCUUAUCGAACCACACCCGGACGUCCAACAGGAAAUACUCCCUUCGCCCUCGCAUACGGAAUGGACGCAAUCAUUCCCACCGAAAUUGGGCUACCCACUAUCCGAACCGAAGCAGGAAGGCAGGAUGAUGCAAAUGCAGAAUUAGGAAGAAAUUUGGACUGGGCGGACGAAACAAGAGAAGCUGCAGCCAUCCGGAUGACAGACUAUCAACAAAGGGCAUCGGCUCACUACAAUCGCAAAGUAAAGCCCAGAAGCUUCAAAAAUGGUACGCUAGUCCUUAGAAAAGUUUUUGAAAAUACUGCUGAUAUAGGGGCAAGAAAGCUCCAAGCCAAUUGGGAAGACCCCUACAUAGUAUCUAAAACAAGUGAAAAUGGAGCCUAUUAUCUACAGAAGUUAGAUGGAACCCCAUUGCAGCGAACAUGGAAUGUAUCUAAUCUAAAGCAGUAUUACCAAUGA